This is a messenger RNA of Cryptococcus amylolentus CBS 6039, 552 nucleotides long. RefSeq lists its product as hypothetical. NCBI's taxonomy places the organism in Eukaryota, Fungi, Basidiomycota, Tremellomycetes, Tremellales, Cryptococcaceae. The transcript is spliced from 4 exons. The record is from RefSeq and is a predicted model, not a curated record. Bases 1 to 552 code for a protein of 183 amino acids.
AUGGGAGCUCCGCCCUCAUCCGCCAUGGCAAGCGGUACCCAGCAUAUUCUGAGCCCCGGAUUCACUAUCACCGCCACCAACUGUCCAAGCCACCUUGCUUUCCUAUCUACACCGACUCAUUUUGGGAAGGCCAUCAUCUCCACCACUCCGCCUCCCAUGGACGACCGCAGUCACUCAACUUUGAACGAAACCAGCAUUGCACUCUUCUAUGGCUAUUUCAAACAUCCCGAGAACGCUGUUUUUGUCGCGUUUGAGUCUGUCAUUGACGGGAGUUCCCGCUUGUCGCCUCACCCCAAGCUGGCGGAUCGCUUCGAAAGCUACGACAAGGACCACUCUAAUCCCUGGUUUAUGACGGAGAUCAAGGAGGGUCAUGUUAUAGAGGAAGUGAUACGGAGGUCCCUUCCUCGAGAUUGUCUCUUGUGCGCAAGGAAAAUAUCGACUUUUGCCACCCUUCCUCGACUGGUUCCCGUGUCUGUCAAGAGCCUCGUGCGACCACCAUCCUGGAGAUUUGGGCAGACCCUUGCUCUCUCACCUUGCCCCAACACCCUCUGA